AUGGCUAGGAUAUGGCAGAAUCUAAAGGCAAUCAGGAAAGCAAUGAAGAAGCUAAAUGAUAUAACAAAUGUUACUGAGAUGAUACACAAGCUCAGAGUUGUACUGAAAGACAUGCAGAGCCAAAUGAGGGAUACUAAUGUGAGUACAGAGCAAUUUGACAAGGAAAAAAGUCUCAAAGUGCAACUUGAAAAAUGGAGUCUCAUUGAAGAAAGCAUAUAUAAGCAUAAAUCAAGGGUGCUGAACAUCAAAUUGAGGGAUUCAAACAUUGCAUAUUUCUUUGCCAAUAUGAAAGGGAGGAAAGCGCAGAAUCAAAUAAAAAUGCUUACAGCAAAGAAUGGAGAAAUGAUCAACAAUACUGAGGAGAUUCAGAAGGAAAUAAUGGGCUUCUAUAAACAGUUGCUGGGUUCAGCUUCUGAAAACUUGCCAGCAAUACACCCUGGUGUUCUACAGCAUGGAACCAGACUUAAUAGGAGCCAACAGCUCCAUCUCAUAAAACCAUUCACUAAGGAAGAUGUAUUGCAAGCCCUGAAAGGAAUAGAUGACAUGAAGGAACCUGGAGGAGAUAGAUUUAACUCAUACUUCUUUAAGAAAGCAUUGCCUACUGUAGGAGAUGAUGUUACUGAGGUAGUAUUGAACUAUUUUUGA
Molecule: messenger RNA, 645 nt
Organism: Nicotiana attenuata
Lineage: Eukaryota; Viridiplantae; Streptophyta; Magnoliopsida; Solanales; Solanaceae
Exons: 1
Coding region: 1-645 (214 amino acids)
Source: RefSeq, a predicted model, not a curated record